Branchiostoma floridae (Florida lancelet) is the source of this 1629-nucleotide messenger RNA. RefSeq lists its product as uncharacterized. Lineage: Eukaryota; Metazoa; Chordata; Leptocardii; Amphioxiformes; Branchiostomatidae. The coding region runs from base 1 to 1629 and encodes 542 amino acids. The transcript has 2 exons. The record is from RefSeq and is a predicted model, not a curated record.
AUGGCAGUCCACAAGUGCGUCAGGGGCCUGUCACACGGCUGGAGCUUCGACUGCCGGAGCCACGACUGCAGCAGGUACAACUGCAGCGGCUACCACUACGGGUGCAGCAUCGACUGCGGCAGGCGCAACCACCGGAGCAGCUUCAACUGCAGCCGCUACAACUGGGGCAGCCUCAACCGCAGCAGCUACAACUGGGGCAGCCUCAACCGCAGCAGCUACAACUGGGGCAGCCUCCACGGCCGGAGCUUCCACAGCAGCGGCCACAACCACCGGGGCAGCCUCAACUGCAGCGGCUACAACUACGGGGGCAGCCUCAACUGCAGCACCCACAACUACUGGAGCAGCCUCGACGGCGGCACCUACAACUACAGGGGCAGCCUCAACGGCUGGAGCUUCCACUGCAGCGGCUACAACUACCGGGGCAGCUACAACUACAGGGGCAGCUACAACUACAGGGGCAGCAUCGACAGCAGUACCCACAACUACCGGAGCAGCCUCGACAGCAGCAGCUACAACUACGGCUGGAGCUUCCACAGCAGCGGCUACAACUACUGGGGCAGCCUCAACUGCAGCGGCUACAACAGGGGCAGCCUCAACCGCAGCAGCUACGACUGGAGCAGCGUCCACGGCCGGAGCCUCAACUGCAGCAGCUACAACUGGGGCAGCCUCAACUGCAGCAGCUACAACUGGGGCAGCCUCAACCGCAGCAGCUACAACUGGGGCAGCCUCAACCGCAGCAGCUACGACUGGAGCAGCGUCCACGGCCGGAGCCUCAACUGCAGCAGCUACAACUGGGGCAGCCUCAACUGCAGCAGCUACAACUGGGGCAGCCUCAACCGCAGCAGCUACAACUGGUGCAGCCUCAACCGCAGCAGCUACAACUGGGGCAGCCUCAACGGCCGGGGCUUCUACGGCAGCGGCUUCGACCGCAGCAGCCACAGCUACUGCAGCAGCCUCAACUGCAGCAGCUACAACUGGAGCAGCCUCAACCGCAGCAGCUACAACUGGGGCAGCCUCAACCGCAGCAGCUACAACUGGGGCAGCCUCAACGGCCGGGGCUUCUACGGCAGCGGCUUCGACCGCAGCAGCCACAGCUACUGCAGCAGCCUCAACUGCAGCAGCUACAACUGGAGCAGCCUCAACAGCAGCAGCUACAACUGGGGCAGCUUCGACAGCUGGAGCUUCCACGGCAGCGGCUACAACUACCGGGGCAGCUACAACUACUGGGGCAGCCUCAACUGCAGCACCUACAACUACUGGAGCAGCCUCAACAGCAGCAGCUACAACUGGGGCAGCUUCGACAGCUGGAGCUUCCACGGCAGCGGCUACAACUACCGGGGCAGCUACAACUACUGGGGCAGCCUCAACUGCAGCACCUACAACUACCGGGGCAGCCUCAACGGCAGCGGCUACAACUACUGGAGCAGCCUCAACUGCAGCAGCGUCGACUGCAGCAGCCUCGACUGCGGCAGCCUCGACUGCGGCAGCCUCGACUGCGGCAGCCUCGACUGCGGCAGCCUCGACUGCGGCAGCCUCGACUGCGGCAGCCUCAACUGCAGCAGCUACAACUGCGGCAGCCUCAACUGCAGCAGCUACAACAGGGGCAGCCUCAACAGCGGCACCUACUGA